GCGGGGUCCGCGGUGGCAGUGCGUGGGUGCGGGUUGCCUGGGCAGGUCCUGCGCUGCCCCUCCUCCCUCGCGUGGCCGCCCCAUCCCUCUGCCACCCUGGCCUGGGCUCUUCCUGCCUCUGCACUGGCUGGGCGGCUGUUGCUGUUUACCGCCUGCUCCGCGUCCCCAGCCCUUCCUUGGGGAGCCCUUGACUGUUGCAUACCCCACCCCCUUCCUCCCAGAAUAGCGCUUGGGGGAGAUUAUGGGGACAGGGUUCUGCGGAUGAAGCCUGGCGUAGAGAUGACCUCACAGGUCCCUGGCACUUGCCAGACACCAGCACCAUGAGCUUCGUGGCAUAUGAGGAGCUGAUUAAGGAAGGUGACACAGCUAUCCUGUCACUGGGCCAUGGUGCAAUGUUGGCAGUGCGUGUGCAGCGUGGAGCACAGACCCAGACCCGGCACGGUGUACUGCGGCACUCAGUUGACCUCAUCGGCCGCCCCUUUGGCUCCAAGGUGACUUGCGGCCGUGGUGGCUGGGUGUACGUGUUGCACCCCACACCUGAGCUCUGGACGCUGAACCUGCCACACCGCACGCAGAUCCUAUACUCCACUGACAUUGCCCUUCUCACGAUGAUGUUGGAACUUCGUCCUGGCUCUGUGGUCUGCGAAUCUGGCACCGGCAGUGGCUCUGUGUCCCACGCCAUCAUCCGCACCAUUGCUCCCACGGGCCACCUGCACACAGUAGAGUUCCAUCAGCAGCGGGCAGAGAAGGCUCGGGAGGAGUUCCAGGAGCAUCGAGUGGGCCGCUGGGUGACCGUGCAUACCCAGGAUGUGUGCCGCAGUGGCUUUGGUGUGAACCGUGAGGCAGAUGCUGUCUUCCUCGACAUCCCGUCACCUUGGGAGGCUGUGGGCCAUGCCUGGGAUGCCCUCAAGGUUGAAGGUGGGCGCUUCUGUUCCUUCUCACCGUGCAUUGAGCAGGUACAGCGCACAUGCCAGGCGCUGGUGGCCUGCGGCUUCACAGAACUGAGCACCCUGGAGGUGCUGCCUCAGGUCUACAAUGUGCGCACCGUCAGCUUGCCUCUGCCUGACCUGGGAGCCAGCACAGGCCCCCCUGCUGGCCCUGAUGCCAGCCCCUUCCGCAGUGGCACGCCCAUGAAGGAAGCUGUGGGCCAUACCGGAUACCUGACAUUUGCCACCAAGACCCCAGGCUAGUGGCUGCUACCUGGGAGCACCAGGGAGCUGGGAGAGCUGUGGGCCCCAGGCAAGGAAGCUAGAGGCCACCUUAUAUGGUCAGCGGAUGCUUGCUGGGCCUGUGUUCAGAAACAGAUUGUAGGGCAGGGCUUGGGCGCCUCCCAGGUUGCUGAGUGGUGGAGGGGCAUCUGUUCCCCUCACCCCCACCACUGCCCAGCCCCCAGCCUGAUCCCCAGCUGUUCUUUGUUGCCAAAACGAAGUCUGCACUGCCACAGGCUCUCCUGACUGUCGGGGACCAAGGAGGCAGGAUCUGAGCCCCUGCCCCAGUGGCCUGAGCAGGAAGGGAUGGAGGAGGGGCAGAGGCCCCCUGUCUGUGCCCCUACUGCUGUGGCUGCUCCCAGGCUCUUCCGUGGCCAAAGCUCCACACUGGUGUUCCCUGGGCGUGGCCAGAAGCUGAGAUAGAGCUGACUAGAGAGCCCUGCCCUACCCCUCUGCCUUCCCCAGUGCCGCGGGGGACCAGGAAAGGUGACCCUGCUCUCUGGCCUCCAGGCUGACUCCACAGCAUUAGGCACUGCCUAGGCCUAAUGUGUCCCCUCCUGUCCGAGGGGCAGGGUGUAUUCCCCAUUGGGCCAGGUCCCUUAAUGUGUCAUCAGUGAGGUCAUAUGUCACACAGAGGAACAGAGAAGGACAGUUAUUUGCUUCAAGUGACCUAGCAAGUCCGUGUUGGAGCUGGGGUUUGGACCAGCCUGGGCAUCCCAGACCUACAUGGGUAGCCCUGCCCCUCCCAGGACCCUGGGGCACUCAUCACUUUUCCUGCCAUGUGGCUCUGCACCUGGGCUCCCUGUGGUUAAUAGCAGCAUCAUGGGAGGACCAGCACCUAAGUCAGGCCGUGGCACAGCUGUGCAGCUGCCACUGCUGCAUGGAUGGCCUGAGUGUGUCCCCUAUGCUGGGGAAGGAACCUUGGGCACUGUGUGGCACCAGGCCAGUGUGUAUGACAACAAUAAACAUGCUGCUCCCAUGUGCUGACCGGUCCCCUGGCUGUGGAGAAGCCUCCCCAGCUCUGCCCCCCCCAUACCCUGCUGUUGCUUCUCCUUGACCUAGGGAGGGUGCUGGUAGGGCCCUAGGCUCCAGGACCUGGGAGCUCAGUGGACAAAGGGGUAUGUGGCCACUCCAAUCCAGCUCUGGGAAGGGCCAUUUGGGUGAGAGUUGGCUUUUAAGAACACUGGACCUUCCUCCACAGACCCCAGGCCUUCCUGGGUCCCUACAACUGUAGCUCUGCUCCAGGGGCCUUGUCCCUCUCUUUUCGGACCUGGCCUGACCUACCCUUACUCCUAGCCCCCAGGCCAGGCUCAACAUGAAAGUGGGUGGCCCCAGUGCCAGGAGCUCCUGGAGGGUCAUAAACUGGGCAGCCACUCCACCACUCACAUGGUGCUGGGCUCCCCCCAAGCCUGCCCUGCUUUGCCCAACCUCAGCUGCCUGGCCUUGGGGGAGUCUCACAGGUGAGGAUCAGGAGGUACUUUGGAGUACAGCUUUCCGUGAUUUUCAGAACACAGACUGCAAGUCCUGGAUGUGUCCAUUUUCCAGAUAGGGCGGAGGCUGGCAGCCCAGACAGUGGACCUGGUGCAUUACCAUCAUCUGUACUCAAAAACUGGAGGAACAGUGGGGACCAGGGUUCCUGUCCAUCCUCAGUUGGCACACAAGACCGGCCAUUCUCCUGAUCUGGGAUUCUUUUAGCCCCAGCCCUGUGCUGUACUGCUCGCACACAGGCCCUCAUGUCUUUCCCAGGCUAGCGGUCCACCCCCUGCCGCAUAGCCCUCUGGCCUCAGCUCAGCUUCACCCAUUCCAUGAACCAGCUGUGAACUUCUACAUGUCCUUCAAUACCCCACUCAAAUGUCCCUCAGCAUGCUUUCCUUGACCAUCUUGGUGCCACACCCAGGCAGAAGCAGCCUGUACACCCAUCAUUUGCUCUCAUGUGGCCUGUGCUGGGUAUUCUCGUGCUGCUCCUAUCUGGAAGCCCGACAGCAGAGUAGUAGCGGAAGCCAGGCAGUCCCCCAGUUCUGUAGGUAGGGAGCCUGACUCCCAGAGAAGCAGGGCUGGGGCCUGUGGCCAGUGACCAAUCAGGCUGCUGGUGGUCACCUUGAGUCAGCAGCACAGGCUCAUCACGGGGCAGGAAUUCACCGGGAAACUCCUACUUAGUGUCACUAACCUCUGGCCCUCUUUUCCUUGGGCAAAGGCACAUCUGACUCCCUGGAAAGCCCUGGGCCUGGCUCCAGCCACUUCCCCCAUGGAAGCCUCCUCCCGAGUCCCUGUGAGCUGCUCCUGGGCCUCAACCUUACCUCCCCUGAGGACCCCUGUCCCCAACCAAGAGUGCCUGGGGCCAGUCUCUGGGUGAGUGUAUUAGGGGAACCAUGCUAUGGGGACAUGCCCCUUAGAAGAAUGAGGAGAGCUCUGCUCCUGGUCUCCAUGGAGCUCUCCUGUCAGCCAUCUGCCAGGGUCCCCAGCCCACGGUACAAGUGGGGAAACUGAGGCCUGGGGAAAUGAGGCUUACUGGGAUCCCAGCCAUAGAUGGUCCCCCAAAAUGAUCACAAAGGCUGGGGUGGGUUUCUGAUGGGUUAUGGAAAGCUCUUAAGGACAGGGGGUGCUGGGUGGCUGGCGCCUGUGGCUCAGUGAGCAGGGUGCCGGUCCCAUAUACUGAGGGUGGCAGGUUCAAACCCGGCCCCAGCCAAACUGCAAUGACAAAAAAACAAUAGCCAGGUGUUGUGGUGGGUGCCUAUAGUCCCAGCUACUCAGGAGGCUGAGGCAAGAGAAUCGCCUAAACCCAAGAGCUGGAGGUUGCUGUGAGCUUUGACACCAUGGCAUUCUGUCAAGAGAGACAAAAUGAGACUCUGUCUCAAAAAAAUAAGAGCGUGUGCUGGCUCAGCACCUGUAGUGCAGUGGUUACAGUGCUGGUGACAUGCACCGGGGCUGGUGGGUUCAAACCUAGCCUUGGCCAGCUAAACAACAAAAGUAGCCAGGUGUGACUGUGCCUGUAGUCCCAGCUUCUUUGACAGGCUGAGGCAAGAGAAUCACUUAAACCCAAGAGUUUGAGGUUGUUGUGAGCUGUGCUGCCACAGCACUCUACCAGGGUGACAUAGUGAGACUCUGCCUCAAAAAAAAAGGGAAAAAAAAGAAAAGGGCGGCAACUGUGGCUCAAAGGAGUAGGGCACCGGCCCCAUGUGCCGGAGGUGGCGGGUUCAAACCCAUCCCCGGCCAAAAAACUGCAAAAAAAAAAAGGGGGUGCUUGUGCAGAAUGGGAAUAUGGGAGGGUGGGCAGCCUUCCAGGAAGGGGGCAGCCCAAGACAGUGAGGUGAGCACAGGUGAAAGGUACCCCAGAAACAGUGGGCACAGAGAGUGUUGUUUGCAAGGCUAGGGCCUGGUGCCUCACUGCCCAGGGGCUGUUGGGCUCACUGUCCCUGCCAUGGGGGAAAGGGGCACUUAUACUCAGCAGAAGUUGAUGAAAUCUGCUGUGUGCCAGGCUCCUUCCUGGGUGCUGAGGGCCUAUCCAGGGCAGCCCAGGCCUGCUAGGAGGGCUCCUAGGAACUGGACACAGAUCGGGGUACACAGGGCAGGUGAGACGAAGAGAGCAGGAACUGAGCCCCUAUGCUGCUGGCCACGGUGGGGGAGGGGCCCUUUCUGUCUCCAUGGCCCAUUUCUUGGACAUUGGAGCUAGAUUAACCUGAGGGUUGGUGGCAGAGACUAGCUUAGAGCUGGGGGUCCAUUGGCCCAGAGCCUGCCAGGCUGGCAGCAGGGUAGGGGGUGUCUCUGCAUAAGAGGUGGUGGCAAGCAGGGGAAUGGGACUGUGGAGGCCUGCCGGCCAAGCCCACCCAGUAUGCUCCCCACCAUGUCGAGUCUCAGCCCAGAAGAGCCUGUGUGGCCCAGCCUGGCGCCCGGGACGAGGGCGUUUCAAAGUCAGGCUGCCUCGGAAGUGGUGGCGGUAGCAGGAGAAUAACUUGACUCCCACCAGGCUGAGAAUAGCUCGGAAUUGGGUCACGCUCACCCAGCACUCCGGUCACAGCCUCCAGCCUUUGACAAUAAUCAGCUUUCUCCCAGACAUCUGUCCCUUUGGCUGGUGCAGGUUUUUACAAGGAGCAAAGUGGAGGGGCUGUGGGGGAGGGGCCUUCCUGCUGCCCUCUUCCUUGCUUCCUUUGUUCUCCCUGCUCCGGGCCUCUGUGCCAGGUCACCUCCUCCUUCCUGCCCACCCCCUUCUCCCCUCCACUCCCACAACCCACCAAUCUCCUGCCCCAGGCAGGAGAGGAGGCAGGUGGGGUCAGAUGGAGGUAGUGGGCUGUGCCUUGCCCCAGAGCCCUGGCCAGUCCUGUCCUGCCUCUCCUGAGGGUCAGGGUCCACAUACUACUGCCCAGAGUCCCCUCCUCUGACCCCCUCCAAACCCCUCCUGGGUUCUUCUCCCUUUUAAUGCAGAUAAAGGGGCAUUCAGGAGUAAGCCACCCUGCUUCACCAAAGACGCUGGGGACCCAUGUCUCUUCAGACCUCAAACUUCCUCUUGUUUCCUGCCCAUUUUUCCCAGAGUUUUGCCCUCCUCCUCCCAGAGUAGCCUUGAGAGGAUGGAAGAGCUGGGUGAUGUCAGAGGCCUUCACAGCCCGAGUCCAUGCUGCCACCAGAUGGUGUGUUAGGGUGCCAAGCCCAUCCUUGUGACAGCGUAGCAGGUACUACUUGCGGAGGUCCCAGCAUGCCUGCCAGGCACACUGUCUUCAGUUCUUUAAUGUUUACAGACCCACAAGGCACUACUGUUCUGGGUGACACCUUUCCUAAGCUUCAGCCACAGGCAUGUUCUUGAAAUGCCCAUGAAUCUGAGGUUCUGAAAAAGUCCCUGGACCAGCUGCUCUGUGUCACCUGGGAGCGCAGUGGAAAUGCAAAUUCCUGGCCUCACCCCAGACCUGAGUCAGGAACUUGGGCAGGGCCACCCAUGUUCAACAAGCCCUUCAGUUCAGAGUCACUGCUGGGAGAACCUGGAAUCUGUCAAACUGUUCCUUCCUCUUAAAAUGAAAAACACCUUUACUAAGGCAGCAGCAGUGCUGGGAGCUCCCUGCACACAAUGGGUCCGCUGUUUCUGAAGCCAAGUUGUCGUUUAGACAACUAAACGACUUGGUUUGGUUGGGUGAUUGCCUCAGAGUCCCCACAUCCUUCUCUUGUGUCCCUGACUCUCCUGAUAAACAGGAGGCAGCCUUGGGAACUGUGUGUGGACCUCUUUGGGCUCUGAUUUGCACAAACCGAAUGUUUUAUUUUAUAAAAUGGGACAACAGGAAAACUUGAAGCCUGUGUGGGUGUUUGUGAGUUUAAGGAAUGACAACACCUUUGGGUGUGUGGAUGGCCUCUGGAAGGGGAUGUGGAGGAGGGAGAAGGGGACAGAGAUGAGGCUGCCCUCAGAGUCCCUGGCUCUGGGGCCUGCUGGACGAUUGAUUCUCUCUGCUGAUGCAUUUCUUAACAUUUUCCAAAAUAAAAAGGUGUUUUUUUAAAG
Molecule: messenger RNA, 6684 nt
Organism: Nycticebus coucang (slow loris)
Lineage: Eukaryota; Metazoa; Chordata; Mammalia; Primates; Lorisidae
Gene: TRMT61A
Product: tRNA methyltransferase 61A
Exons: 4
Coding region: 321-1190 (289 amino acids)
Biological process (GO): tRNA methylation
Cellular component (GO): nucleus; tRNA (m1A) methyltransferase complex
Source: RefSeq, a predicted model, not a curated record